AUGGCGAGACUAGAGCUCGCCGAUACCUUGUUCACUGAGACUGACCAUGAGCUUAGAACUGCGGAAAUCGCGGCCAAUUCUCCUCGCUUUCGUCGGAGAUCUUCAACUUUCAUCGAUGGAGUUCAUGAUUUGCCAGAUGAGAAGGCCACUAUGGCGCCAGCUCAAUUGUAUUCAACUGAGUCAGGUAGACUUUUCCAUUCUGGAAGAAUCGCUAUCGUCCUAGUUGGUCUUCCUGCGCGUGGAAAAACACAUAUCUCUGUCUCACUUUCGCGUUAUUUACAAUGGUUGGGUGUCAAGACAAGAAUCUUCCAUCUAGGGGAUUAUCGUCGUGCUACAAUGGGCCCAGGUCAGGAUGUCCCUGAUGAUUAUUUCUUUAUCAAUGCAUCUGCUGCUUCAGUUAUGCUUAGACAAAAGAUUCUCAAGAAAUGUCGUGAAGAUAUUUAUGCCUGGCUCAAUCACGAAAAUGGUCAAGUUGCUAUCUAUGAUGCUGUCAACCCACUUUCCGGUGGUCGCAGAUCUCUCGCAAAAGAGUUUGCUAAGCAUGAUGUUCAGACGUUGUUCCUUGAAUCAUAUGUUACGGAUGAAAAGAUACUUCAGGAGAAUGCUCGAAGUGUCAAAAUAUCAUCUCCAGAUGUAAAGCUCCCUUCAGAGUGUUGGAAGUACCAGGAUGAUGCUAAGAUACCACAAUCGCAGUUUGUUGGCAUGGAUCCUGAGGACGCUGCCAAACUUUAUCUCAAGAGGAUUGACAUGAAGAUUCCUCAUUUCGAAACUAUGACUGAACCUGACCUUAACUAUGUCAAGAUGAUCAACGCUGGUGAGCGCAUUGAUUAUAAUAACGUCAGCUUUGGCUAUCUUUCCCAUCGGAUCGUCUUCUACCUCAUGAAUCUCCAUAUCAAAUCCCGUCAAACUUUUUUCGCUCGUGCAGGCACAUCUAGUCUAGAUGAUUCCUACAAAGCCGAUGCAUCACUCUCUGAUGAAGGUCGAGAAUACGCUAAGAAAAUGUCUGAUGCAUUACUCAAACAUCGUGAAGAAGAGAGAGCAGCGUCUAUUGCAGCAGGUGGUUCUGAUGCACCUCUUAAACCACUGACAGUUUGGUCUUCGACUAGAAAGAGAACGGUAGAGACCGCGGAGUAUCUUAAAGGAAAGGGAUUUAGAGUUAGACAGAGAAGUCAAAUGAGUCAGUUGAAUCCGGGAAUUUGCGAGAAGUUGAGUGAAAAGGCGAUGAAGAGACUGUAUCCCGAUGAAGUCAGAAUGCAUGAAUUGGACCCUUACCAUCAUAGAUACCCGCGUGCUGAGUCAUACCAUGACCUUGCAGUCCGCAUGGAACCAAUUAUUCUCGAGCUCGAGAGAGAACAGAAUGAUCUGCUUAUUAUUGCUCAUGAAUCCGUUUUGAGGGUUCUUUAUGGUUAUCUAAUGGCUUGUGAUGCUAUGAAUAUUCCUACACUCAAGUUCCCUAGAAAUGAAAUUAUUGAGAUCAUUCCCGCCUCCUACCAAAAUGAAGCAAAACGGAUCCACAUCGAUGGACUCGCACCAGAAAUCAUUCCGAGCUCCCCAGAAGAUAUUAGAAUUCCUGUUCCACCAUCUACUGCUCCUUCGGGUGUUCAAAGUCCCUUUUCAGGAAUCGGAACGCCAGCUUUGGGAGGAAGUGGGGUGGCUACACCUUCUGGGGAGAAGAUCGGAGGGGGAAAAGGGGAGUUGAAAGGGAUUAAUCCUCUGUCGCAGGACUAG
Molecule: messenger RNA, 1728 nt
Organism: Botrytis byssoidea
Lineage: Eukaryota; Fungi; Ascomycota; Leotiomycetes; Helotiales; Sclerotiniaceae
Exons: 6
Coding region: 1-1728 (575 amino acids)
Biological process (GO): fructose 2,6-bisphosphate metabolic process; fructose metabolic process
Cellular component (GO): cytosol
Molecular function (GO): fructose-2,6-bisphosphate 2-phosphatase activity; ATP binding; 6-phosphofructo-2-kinase activity
Source: RefSeq, a predicted model, not a curated record